AGGAAUGUUCUUGUUACAAAACAAUACAAACAAACAUGCAGUAGAGUUUUAUCAAAGCAGCCGACACGGAGGAGUGUUUCAGACAUUUAAAUUAGUUUUAACUGGAUGUAGUCUCCGGAAUAUGUCAACAAAUGGAUCCCGCUACAACCACAGCUCAGUUACAAAACGAUUGUGAGACAGAGACAGGUUCAGUCUGGAGCUGGUGGCCUUCCUGGCGCCCGACCUCCAUGUCCCUUUUAAAGACUGCAGAGUCCAAGAUUCUUUCUUGUAUUCAGAAUGACCUGUGGGCUAGAUUUGUGACCCUACCAAACCAGCAUCGAAUAUGGACUCUGACAGUCAGCAACAAAGUCCUGAAAAAACCUGUAGAACCACCUGCAGCCAAGACCCCCCUGGUGAUGGUCCACGGGUUUGGAGGAGGAGUGGGCCUGUGGAUCAGGAACCUGGAGCCGCUCAGUCGGUCCCGGCCAGUUUACGCCUUUGACCUCCUGGGCUUCGGCAGGAGCUCCAGACCUCCCUUCCCCUCAGACGCUGCCAAAGCAGAGGAGCAGUUUGUCGAGUCCAUCGAGCACUGGAGACAGUCUGUCGGCCUGGAGAACAUGAUUCUGCUGGGACACAGUCUGGGGGGUUACCUUGCUACCUCCUACGCCAUCCAGUACCCUUCUAGAGUGUCACAUCUUAUCCUAGUGGAUCCGUGGGGUUACCCCGAGCGACCUAACACUCAGACCCAGCAGCCUCAGAGUCAGGGGGCGGAGGUGCAGAAGAGGCCUCCCCUUCCACGCUGGGUCAAAGCCAUUGCAGCGGUGGUAUCGCUCUUCAACCCCCUGGCUGUCAUCAGAGCAGCGGGGCCGUGGGGACCGGGUUUGGUGAACAGAUUCCGUCCGGAUUUCAAAAGGAAAUUUGAAGAUCUGUUUGAUGAUGACACAAUGACGCAGUACAUCUACCACUGUAAUGCACAAACCCCGAGUGGUGAGGUGGGUUUCCGGGCCAUGUCAGAGUCUCUGGGCUGGGCAAAGAGGCCCAUGCUGCAGCGGGUUCACCUGCUGCCCCCGUCUAUGCCCCUCACCAUGCUGUAUGGAGCUCGAUCCUGGGUGGACAGCUCAUCUGGGGACACGGUGGUCCAGAUCAGAGAAGAGGCGUACACCAAAGUUCAGCUGAUAAAUGAUGCCUCUCACCAUGUGUAUGCGGAUGAACCAGAGACGUUCAACAGAGUGGUGGAAAAUAUAUGUAACUCUGUAAACUGACUGCCGGACAGUGUGUGUGCCCAUGUGUGUUUGAGAGUAUGACUGCAUAUGUGUGUGUGUGUGUGUGUGUAAGGGAUGAGAGGAUGAGAGGAUGCAGACAGUUGAUGGUGUAUGCAGCGCUGUAACCUUCGCAUGUGAAGCUCGCUGGCAGAAUCUGCGUCGGGGCUUUUCUGAACGUCAUCCAUUUGUCUGAAAUGUCAAUCUUAAUACUGUUGUCAGGGUAACGGGUUAUUGAUAUUAUUCCAGUUAAUGUAUCUUUUCAUGAACUAGCUGAUACACAUGUCUUUCAGUGUAGUAUAAUAAGUAAAUGAUUUAUUUAUUUACAUGUUUUAUUGAUGAAUGUAUUCAUACAGAGUUCAACCCAAACCACUUUUUUCAGUGCUUAAUGUGUCGUCCAUUAUUAUAUUUGUAAGUGAAGCCUGCACAUCUUUCUGGAUGCACUGAGUCCAUGUGUUAGCAGACAAACUGCUACAGAUUCACAUUUUGUACAAUGUGCUACAACGUGCCUAUCAUUUAAGUACUGUACGAGGUUGUUUUUUUUUUUUUUCUUGAGCCCUGCUUUUCUCUUUCAUCUGUCCAUGUGUAUCAAACAUUUGUUUGUAUUUUCUACAUUGAAAACAAUAAAAGCUGAAAACUGA
Messenger RNA from Labrus mixtus (cuckoo wrasse), 1879 nucleotides. It is a transcript of the gene abhd4, whose product is annotated as abhydrolase domain containing 4, N-acyl phospholipase B. The record is from RefSeq and is a predicted model, not a curated record. Gene Ontology annotation, cellular component: lipid droplet. Bases 132 to 1241 code for a protein of 369 amino acids. NCBI's taxonomy places the organism in Eukaryota, Metazoa, Chordata, Actinopteri, Labriformes, Labridae. Gene Ontology annotation, molecular function: phosphatidylcholine lysophospholipase A1 activity. The transcript is spliced from 8 exons.